AUGGGUCGUUUGCGUGAUACGGAUGAUGAAGAUGAAUACCUGGAGGUGGAGGAGGAAGAAUGUCGUUCACCUGUUGUGGUGUGCUUGUCCCCGGAACCUAUUCGGAAGAUUACUACCGUUAGCCGAGUACAUCCCGUAAACACAGUGGAGGAUAUUAUCGAGAGUGCCAGACAUUUCUCACCCCUCACUGACCCCCAGGAGAUUAAACGGUUGUGUUGUGAGAAGGUGCCCACGUGGAAGAUAUUUCAAGUUGAUCCAAGCAUGCUCGAAGCCGAACAGAUUGUAGCCGGUUUAACGAACCAAUUAUUUCAAGUAAGUUUACUUCAGCGGACUUCCCCGCAAUCCAAUUCGCCCCAACCAACGGCAGGUUCAAAAGCAGUGGAGAGCCGUAAGGGAAUGGAGGGUCUAGUCCCAGUCAAAGUUCUAUUUCGGGUAUACGGGACCGCGGUAGGAGACCUGUAUGACCCUGAGAGAGAGUUUGCAAUUUUUCGGUUGUUAAGUGAAGUGGAGGCUGCCCCCAAGUUGUUUGCUUCGUUUCCGGGCGGCCGAAUUGAAGAGUUCAUCAAAGGCCAUUCGCUGAAGAAGAAUGAAAUGGAUAAUCCAAGCGUCCUAUGUGCCGUGGCUACCGUCUUGGCUCGGUUCCACCGCCUGGCGGAGCGCCUGCCGCGAGUAGCUGAAUUCAAUGACGAAUCAUGUCACUAUGAGCCCACAUCAACUGAAGCCCUCAUGAUACAGCGCAUGAAAAGCAUGUCUGACAGCGACAGUGCUGAUUGGAAGAAGCGUUUCACCGACCUACCCCUGGAUGCCAUGACCAAGGAGAUACCCGAUCUACUCCGUAUCCUUCAGGAGGACGACGAUCAUCUCAUUCUGCAACCUGCCUUCUGCCAUAACGACGUUCAAGAAAAUAACAUACUUGUGAGUGGAACUCGCAUACGGUUGAUAGACUUUGAAUAUUCAUCGUAUAACUAUCCCGCGUUCGACAUUGCUAACUUCUUUGCUGAAAUGCGGAUGGACUAUUGUGUGGACCAGCACCCCUACUUUACACAUGACGUGGACCCCGCGAAUUUCCCAGACGAGGAAUUGAUCCGAUUAUUUGGUAGUGUGUACAUGAGUGCCAGGUGUAGAGCGACGAUUCUUCCCUCACACCACUCUUUGGACAGAUUCGUAUCCAUAGUUAAAAAGUUCGUGUUAUCUAGUCACCUACUGUGGUCGUUCUGGUCGAUCAUCAGGUUCUCCCAGGCGAAUACGAGUGGCUCGUUCGACUUCAAAGCGUACGCCUUGAGUCGGUGGCAAGCAUAUCUUUUGUGGAAGAAACAUAUUUCAGUUUAA
Gregarina niphandrodes is the source of this 1329-nucleotide messenger RNA. RefSeq names its product choline kinase. Gene Ontology annotation, cellular component: cytoplasm. NCBI's taxonomy places the organism in Eukaryota, Apicomplexa, Conoidasida, Eugregarinorida, Gregarinidae. The transcript is spliced from 3 exons. The record is from RefSeq and is a predicted model, not a curated record. The coding region runs from base 1 to 1329 and encodes 442 amino acids. Gene Ontology annotation, molecular function: ethanolamine kinase activity; choline kinase activity. Gene Ontology annotation, biological process: phosphatidylcholine biosynthetic process; phosphatidylethanolamine biosynthetic process.